GAAGCGGCGGCGCGGAGGGGCGGCGCGGGGAGCAUGGCGGGCCGGCGGCUGAACGUGAACGUGGGCGUGCUGGGCCACAUCGACAGCGGCAAGACGGCGCUGGCGCGCGCGCUCAGCACCACGGCCUCCACCGCCGCUUUCGACAAGCAGCCGCAGAGCCGCGAGCGCGGCAUCACGCUCGACCUGGGCUUCUCCUGCUUCUCGGUGCCGCUGCCCGCGCGCCUGCGGCCGGCGCUGCCGGGGGCCGGGGCCGACGCCGAGCCCGGGGCCGAGCCGCGGCUCCAGGUCACGCUGGUCGACUGCCCCGGGCACGCCUCCCUCAUCCGGACCAUCAUCGGCGGGGCCCAGAUCAUUGACCUGAUGAUGCUGGUCAUUGACGUGACCAAGGGGAUGCAGACGCAGUCAGCCGAGUGCCUGGUGAUCGGGCAGAUCGCCUGCCAGAAGCUGGUGGUGGUGCUGAACAAAACAGACCUCCUGGCCGAGGGGAAGAGGCAGGCAGCCAUUGAGAAGAUGACCAGGAAGAUGCAGAAGACCCUGGAGAACACCAAGUUCCGAGGUGCACCGAUCAUACCCGUGGCGGCCAGGCCUGGGGGGCCAGAGGCCCCCGAAACAGAAGCUCCGCAGGGCAUCUCCGAGCUCAUUGAGCUCCUGACGUCGCAGAUUCCUAUCCCAGCAAGAGACCCGUCGGGACCGUUCCUCAUGUCUGUGGACCACUGCUUCUCCAUCAAAGGCCAAGGCACAGUGAUGACAGGGACCAUCCUCUCAGGCUCCGUCAGCCUCGGCGACAGCGUGGAGAUCCCUGCCCUCAAGGUGGUGAGGAAGGUGAAGUCCAUGCAGAUGUUCCGCACGCCCGUCACCUCCGCCAUGCAAGGAGACCGGCUGGGCGUCUGUGUCACCCAGUUCGACCCCAAGCUGCUGGAGCGCGGCCUGGUGUGCGCGCCCGAGUCCCUGCACACUGUCCACGCGGCCCUCGUCUCCGUGGAGAAGAUCCCAUAUUUCCGGGGGCCCCUGCAGACCAAGGCCAAGUUCCACAUCACCGUGGGCCACGAGACGGUCAUGGGCCGGGUGAUGUUCUUCAGCCCUGCCCCCGACGACUUUGACCGCGAGCCGGUGCUGGACUCCUUUGACUUCUCCCGAGAAUACCUCUUCCAGGAGCAGUACCUGUGCCCGGGCUCAGCGCCAGCCGCCACAGACAGCGGGGAGGCCGACCGGAAGGCGGGCCAGGCCCCCGAAGGCUGCUGCCCCCGGCAGCAGUGGGCCCUUGUGGAGUUUGAGAAGCCCGUCACCUGCCCUCGGCUGUGCCUGGUGAUCGGCUCCAGGCUGGACGCAGACAUCCACGCCAACGCGUGCCGGCUGGCCUUCCACGGCGUCCUGUUGCGCGGGCUGGAGGACAGGGGCUACGCCGAGAGCGUCCUGCCCACACUCAGGGUGUACAAGCUGAAGCACAAGCAGGGCGUCGUGGAGCGGGUGAUGGAUGACUACAGCGUGAUCGGCCGCUCCCUGUUCAAAAAGGAGACCAACAUCCAGCUCUUCGUGGGGCUCAAGGUGCACCUGUCCACCGGGGAGCAGGGUGUCAUUGACAGUGCCUUCGGCCAGAGUGGCAAGUUUAAGGUCCACAUCCCAGGCGGCCUCAGCCCCGAGUCCAAGAAGAUCCUGACACCUGCCCUCAAGAAGCGGGGCCGCACCGGCCGCGGGGAGGCAGCCAGGCAGGAGGACGGCCCCGAGCGGCCGGAGCCUGCGCAGCCCGUGGCUCUCAGCCUGUCCUUCAAGCGCUACGUCUUCGACACCCACAAGCGCAUGGUCCAGUCUCCCUGAGUGCCCACUGGUCGUCCCCGGGGCAUCUCACCCAGGCCUGACUGGGCCACAGAGCCAAACCCCCGACCAGACGUGCCUCCACCCCUGCGCCCUCCCGCCAGGGGACAGCACCCGUGUCGGAUGGACUUCGGCCAGACAGCUGCUGGCUAGUGGCUCCCCGGCUGCCUGGCUGGUGGCCCAGCACUAGCCAGGUGCAAAUAAAUGUGCCAUGGUGCCUGCUCA
This is a messenger RNA of Camelus dromedarius (Arabian camel), 2037 nucleotides long. RefSeq names its product eukaryotic elongation factor, selenocysteine-tRNA specific (gene EEFSEC). The transcript has 7 exons. Gene Ontology annotation, biological process: selenocysteine incorporation. The record is from RefSeq and is a predicted model, not a curated record. Gene Ontology annotation, molecular function: GTPase activity; translation elongation factor activity; GTP binding. Bases 34 to 1815 code for a protein of 593 amino acids. NCBI's taxonomy places the organism in Eukaryota, Metazoa, Chordata, Mammalia, Artiodactyla, Camelidae.